This is a messenger RNA of Moesziomyces aphidis, 1689 nucleotides long. Lineage: Eukaryota; Fungi; Basidiomycota; Ustilaginomycetes; Ustilaginales; Ustilaginaceae. The record is from the annotation of a GenBank genome assembly.
AUGUCGACAUUGGACAAGAGCAAGGUCGACUACUCGGUCUACUUGGUGACGGGUCGGGAGCUACUGCCACCCGGCGUCGAUUACUACGAAUCGCUCGAGCGCUGCCUCGCACACGGCCAUGUGACUGUAGUGCAGAUCCGCGAGAAGGAUGCCGAGACAAACGAGUUUCUCGAGAUCGCGAAAAAGUCGCUCGCCAUCUGCGACAAGUACAGCGUGCCGAUGCUCAUCAACGACAACCUCUCCGUGUGUCUGUCGCUGCCCGAACGCGUGGGACUCCACAUUGGCCAGGAAGACAUCCCGGUCUCGGAAGCGCGUCGCAUCCUCGGCGACAAGCGUUUGCUCGGUAUCUCGGUCAAGACGAUCGAACAGGCCGCAAAAGCAAGACAGGAAGGUUUCGCGGACUAUGCUGGCGUGGGACCGUGCUACGGCACGCAGAGCAAAGCAGGGAUCACCGAGGACAAGGUGAUCGGCAUCAGCGGAGCGCAGAAGAUCGUCGCGGAGCUGGCGAGGGGAACGCGCAGAAUGCCAUGCGUGCUCAUCGGCGGCCUCAACCAGAAGACGGCGGCGAGGACGCUGUUUGGGGCCACGAGCAGUGACAAUGCGCCUGACGGCAUUGCGGUCAUCUCGGCCAUCGUGGCGAGGGCAGACUCGGACAAGGCAGCGGAGGAACUCGCGCACAUCGUGCGCGCCUACAAGGUCGGCCUCGAUGCAUCCGCCUCGAUCUACGACACAUGGGGCCUGUCUUCUGCUUUUGCGCUUCCUCCCGAGUUGAAUGCCAACGCACACGAUGCGGAAUGGUACAAGAACGCCGCAGCCGAUCUGCUCGGCUUGCACCGCCAGGGCGUCCACGGUCCGCCUCUGAUUCAGACCAUCACGUCGCACGUCUCGUCGACCAUGUCAGCCAACCUGGCACUCGCGUUCUCCGCAUCUCCCAUCAUGUCGCACGAAGCUGCGGAGGCGGCGGAUCUGAGCCGAGCAGUGGGAGCGCUUGUGCUCAACAUCGGUACGAUCUCGCCGGCGUCGCGCGAGGGCAUGUACGUGGCUGGAACGUCUGCGAACCGAAACCUCAAACCCGUGGUUCUGGAUCCCGUUGGUGGUGGUGCGACGCAGUUCCGCAAAGACGUCGUGCGCGGCAUCCUGAACCACACCCAGGUGACACUGCUCAAGGGCAAUGCGGCCGAACUGGCGAGCAUUGCCGGAAAGUCGGACGAGGUCCAAUCGAGAGGCGUCGAUUCCGGUGCGGGCCAACUCAAGGAUCCCGUAGGUCUGGUCAGGCAUCUGGCUCGUACGGAGAGGUGUCUGGUGCUGCUGUCGGGCAAGACCGACUAUCUCACCGAUGGCGAAACGGUCAUUGCGAGCACGAACGGUCAUCCGCUCCUGGGUGCCAUCACGGGCUCCGGAUGUGCACUCGGCGUUACGGUUGCUACAGGUCUGGCUGCAGCUUGCAACAAGGCCAAGGACGAAGAACCGGCGAUCUCGCUAGGAAACACGAUGGUCGCGCAUGGAAAGGUCGACCUACUGGUGGGCGCACUCAUGGGUCUGCUGGGUAUGACCAUUGCCAGCGAAAAAGCAGCCAGAAGAGACGACGUCAAGGGCCCAGGCACUUUCAUCGCCGCACUCCAGGACGAACUCGCCGCGGUCUCGCCAGAAGACAUUCGCGCCCAUGCCCAACUCGAAGUCGUACCCUAG